Sceloporus undulatus (fence lizard) is the source of this 2349-nucleotide messenger RNA. Its product is annotated as solute carrier family 2, facilitated glucose transporter member 5-like. Lineage: Eukaryota; Metazoa; Chordata; Lepidosauria; Squamata; Phrynosomatidae. The record is from RefSeq and is a predicted model, not a curated record. Bases 50 to 2239 code for a protein of 729 amino acids. Gene Ontology annotation, biological process: monosaccharide transmembrane transport. Gene Ontology annotation, molecular function: hexose transmembrane transporter activity. The transcript has 12 exons. Gene Ontology annotation, cellular component: membrane.
CCUCUUCCCCUACAGUUGAGUCUAAUUUCCUGUCUCCUAUACAAGAAACAUGGAAAGUAAGGCAGAGAGGGCAGAAGGAGCAAAGGAGGGUCAUCGUAAAUCAGCAUCAAGCUCCAGGGAAAGCAGCCUGUCAGAGCCCAGUCCGCCACCAGUGGGUGUCAUAGGAAGCAGUACACGAAAUGUGGUGCUCCCAUCAUCCGAACAUCGCCAGUCCAUGCUGGGUUCCUUGGGAAGCAGCACAAGAGGUCUAACAGUCCCUUCCUAUGAGCCCAACUCUUUGCUAACAGUUGCCUCUGGGAGCAGUCAGAGAGAUGUUGGCAUGCCUUCAUCCCAGCGCCACCAGUCAAUAUCAGGGUCCAAGGGGAGCAGCGUGAGGGGUCUUGUGGUGCCUUCCCUCGAGCGCCAACCGUCGCCAAUGCUUGCCAUGGGAAGCAGCACAAGAGGACUAGUUGCACCAGUAACGCCUCCCAUGGGAGCCAGUAUGGACGAGCUGGCAGUCCCAUCAUUGGAACGACCCCUGUCAAUAACAGGAAGCGCUCCAAGAGCUUCGGACAAGGGCUCGGCCACCCCCCGUAAAUCCAUCAUUAGUGACGUGGGAAGUCGCACGGCGGUCAGAAGAACAGAACACCGCAAGUCGAUCAUAAGUUCCAAGGGUUUCCCUGCAAAGGAGUCCGAAGAAGCAAAGGUACCACGCCACCAAUGGCAGCUGACAAGGCCACUUGUCAUGGUUACGGUGCUCACGUGUUUAGGAUCGUCUUUCCAGUAUGGUUAUUACCUCUGGAUUGCCAACCAUCCACCUCCGCUCACUGAAAACUUUUUCAACCACACCUCUGAACUGAAGAAGAGGAUCAGCGUGGACAAAGAGCUCCUCGCCAUGCUGUACAAUUUAAUCAUUGCUGUCUUUUCCUUUGGAGGCAUCAUUGGUUGCAUUUUGUUUAGCUCCAUGGUAGAUAAAUUUGGCAGAAGAGGUAGCUUGCUUUUGAAUAACAUUUUCUCCAUACUCUGUGCCUUCCUCAUGGGUGUUUCCCCUACAGUACAUUCCUUUGAAUAUAGCAUCUUUGUACGCUUGGUCACUGGAAUAUGCACAGGUCUAUUCUCCUGCCUUAUGCCAAUAUACCUGGCAGAGCUGGCUCCCAAAAGCGUGAGGGGUAGUAUCAUGAUGGUGUCCUCCAUCUUUAUCAUUCUCGGACUCCUGACUUCUCAAAUCCUCGGCCUUCCCAAAGUCCUGGGGACCAAGAAAGACUGGCCACUCUUGCUGAGCAUCCCGGGAGGCCUGGCGCUGUUUCAAGUCAUCAUAUUGCCCUUCUUCCCGGAAAGUCCGAGGUAUUUACUAAUUCAGAAAAGGAAGGAAGAGAAAGCGAGGAAAGCUUUGAGGAAGCUGAGAUGCCAGGAAGACGUACAGGAUGAGAUUAAUGAGCUUUAUGAGGAAGACCAGACAGAGAAGGCAGAGAAGGUCAUGAGUGCGAUGAAGCUGGUCUGCAGCCGGGGCCUCCGCUGGCAGAUCAUCUCCAUCAUCGUCUUGAUGAGCGGCCAGGAGCUUUCAGGCAUCAGCGCGGCAUACUAUUUUUCGGAGCGAAUCUACACGACAAUGUUGAUAAAACGAUACGCGACCCGGUAUAUCAGCAUUUUUUCUACCAUUUUGGUCCUUGUUGCCGCGAUGGUUGUGACUUAUGUGAUCGAUACUGUGGGGCGAAGGGUUCUGAUCCUCAUUGGCCUCGGGUUCUGCAGCAUCCUCUGUGUCCUGGUAACCAUGACCCUUGAACUUCAGAACACUAUCUUGUGGAUGUCUUAUGUCAGUUCCUGUUUGAUCUUCCUCUUCCUCAUCGGACACAUCAUUGGGCCAGGUACAAUACCCACUGUGAUAAUAUCGGAAAUCUUCCUCCAGUCCUCCCGGUCCACUGCCUAUGCACUCAGUGGGCUUGUACACUGGCUGCUCAGAUUUAUUGUUGGGAUGGUUUUCAAUCAGAUAGAGGCAAAGAUCGGGUUCUAUAGCUUCCUCCUCUUCUGGCCGUUCUGCUUUGGGACCUUCUUUUAUAUCUUCAAGAUCAUCCCAGAAACCAAGAACAAGAGCUUUGUGGAUAUCCGGAGGCUUAUGUCAGUCCACGUGGCUGUGACCAGGAAGAUACAGGUCCAGAGCGUUGAGCCGAAUGACAAACAGACCAAACAGAAUAAAAAGAAGAAAACCACACACAGCGGUAAGAAGAAGAAGCGGAGAAAAUCGGUCACAGAGAACCCGUGAUAAUGUUGUCCUUUGGCGAUCGCUUGGCUCCGAUGGUGUGGAUGGGUUCCUUGCUUGGUCCUUCCUUCCUUCCCCUGCCAUUCUCCAGUAAGACUUUUAUACAGUUCUUU